CACCUCCACGUGAGUCUUCCGGGCAGGGAAGCGGCUGGCUGCGUCGGUUGGCCGGGUGGAUCCUCCGCAGCCAUGGCCGGCCGCAACAACAACAAGCUGCCCAGCAGCCUGCCACAGCUACAGAACCUGAUCAAGCGGGACCCGCCCGCUUACCUCGAGGAGUUUCUUCAGCAGUAUCGCCAUUACCAGUCCAAUGUGGAGAUAUUCAAACUGCAGCCAAAUAAACCCAGUAAAGAACUGGCUGAAUUGGUGAUGUUCAUGGCACAGGUUGGCCAUUGCUAUCGUGAUCACCUGGUGGACUUUCCCCAGCAGUUGAAGGAUCUUCUCUCCUACCAUCACACAAAUUUGGAUGCUGAUCUUCGGAUGACGUUUUGCAAAGCUCUGAUUCUCUUGCGAAACAAGAACCUGAUUAACCCCACAAGCCUGCUGGAACUUUUCUUUGAACUCCUUCGCUGUCAUGAUAAGCUUUUACGAAAAACGUUGUACAGUCACAUUGUGACUGACAUCAAGAACAUCAAUGCAAAACACAAGAAUAACAAAAUGAACACAACACUCCAGAGUUUUAUGUACACGAUGCUGCAAGACAGCAACCCAACUGCAGCCAAGAUAUCUCUGGAUGUGAUGAUCGAGCUCUACAGGAGGAACAUCUGGAAUGAUGCGAAAACGGUGAAUGUCAUCACCACAGCCUGCUUUUCCAAAGUUACUAAGAUACUAGUUGCCGCCUUGAAAUUUUUCCUUGGCAAAGAUGAAGACGAAAAGCAAGACAGCGAUUCGGAAUCAGAGGACGACGGCCCCACAGCAAGAGACUUAAUGGUGCGAUACUCCACUGGAAGAAAGACCACCAAAAACAAGAAGAAACUGGAGAAGGCCAUGCGAGUCUUAAAGAAACACAAGAAGAAGAGGAAGCCAGAAGUGUUCAACUUCUCAGCGAUUCACUUAAUCCACGACCCACAAGACUUUGCGGAGAAACUGCUAAAGCAACUGGAGACCUCAAAGGAAAGAUUUGAAGUGAAGAUGAUGCUGAUGGAGCUUAUAUCUAGACUCGUCGGGAUCCAUGAGCUUUUCCUCUUCAACUUUUAUCCUUUUGUGCAAAGAUUCCUGCAACCACAUCAGAGAGAAGUUACCAAGAUCCUGUUGUUUGCCGCACAAGCGUCUCAUCAACUGGUACCUCCUGAGAUUAUCCAGUCUGUGCUGAUGACAAUAGCCAACAACUUUGUCACAGACAAAAAUUCUGGGGAAGUGAUGACUGUUGGGAUUAAUGCUAUUAAAGAAGUGUCGGCUAGGUGCCCCCUUGCCAUGACAGAAGACUUGCUUCAGGACUUGGCACAGUACAGAUCUCAUAAAAACAAAAAUGUAAUGAUGUCAGCAAGAACUCUGAUACAGUUGUUCCGGUCGCUGAAUCCACAGAUGUUGCAGAAAAAAUUCCGGGGUAAACCAACAGAAGCCACAUCAGAAGCUAAAAUUCAUGAAUACGGGGAGUUGAAUGCCAAAGACUAUAUUCCAGGAGCCGAAGUCUUGGAGCUUGAGGCCAAGGCGGAAGAUGGAACACUUGAAGAAGAUGGCUGGGAGAGUGCCAGUUUGAGUGGGGAGGACGAAGACGGGGAAUGGAUCGACGUGCCUCAUUCCUCAGAUGAGGAACAGCAAGAGCUGGCUGAGAAAGUCAAAAGCAUGCCUGCAGAGGAGAGGAAGGCCAAAGCAGCAGCUGUCAGCACAAGCAGGCUUCUCACCCAAGAAGAAUUCCAGAAAAUACGCCUUGCCCAACUGAGAAAAGAACUCAACUCUGCACCUGGCAAAGCUGCAAAAAGGAAAAAUAUCGACAUAGACAGCGAAGAUGAAGCAAGAGGAGAACUGCUUUCCCUUAGGGACAUCGAGCAUCUUCAUAAGAAGCCCAAGUCAGACAAAGAGACAAGAUUGGCCACUGCGAUGGCUGGCAGGACGGACCGAAAAGAAUUUGUGAAAAAGAAAACUAAGCUGAAUCCGUUUGCCAGCUCCACUAACAAACAGAAGAAGAAGCAGAAGAACUUCAUGAUGAUGAGAUACAGCCACAACGUGCGGUCCAAAAACAAGCGUUCCUUCAGGGAGAAGCAGCUGGCUUUGCGGGAUGCACUCCUGAAGCAGAGGAAAAGGCUGGUAAAAUAACUGCUGACGUUACCAGAGAGAAAGAGACCGUUUUUGGGGUCAUUCGUGAUUUGGAUAUCUAGAAGCCACCUUUCAUUCGGGCAAUGCUUACGCUCCCAAGACAGAAGCAUGAAAACUCCACCUGGCUAAUUGAACACUGACUCACCCCACCAUCACCUGUGUAUAAAAAUCCCUGAACGAUUAUUUAAAGAUUUUACAAGCUGGGGAUAUAGCUUGAGGAAGAGACUCACCUUUUCAUUUAAUACAAUCUAUUUGAAAUGCAUUUCCAGUUUGUGGCAGAUUAGGACUAUAAUUACCUUUGCAAAAAAAUGUAAUAUCACCUGUCAAGCUGCUUCCUGAGGAGCAGACCACAGUGGGAUAGACUUCUAAGUAAAUCAAUGUUGGAUCAUUGCAUAUAUUUGUAAAUGUUCUACCUACAUGUGAGAAGGAAAGCAAUACUCUGCUGUUGUUAUAAAAUAUAUUUUAAAUACAUCCUUCUAUCUUACAUGUUUACAGAUUUCGUCCAUAUUGGAAAUUACAGUGGUUGAUUUGGCUGUUUCAUUGGGUAACUU
Eublepharis macularius is the source of this 2690-nucleotide messenger RNA. It is a transcript of the gene SDAD1, whose product is annotated as SDA1 domain containing 1. NCBI's taxonomy places the organism in Eukaryota, Metazoa, Chordata, Lepidosauria, Squamata, Eublepharidae. Gene Ontology annotation, biological process: ribosomal large subunit export from nucleus; ribosomal large subunit biogenesis. The record is from RefSeq and is a predicted model, not a curated record. The transcript is spliced from 22 exons. Bases 73 to 2139 code for a protein of 688 amino acids. Gene Ontology annotation, cellular component: nucleolus.